GCGUAACCGGCUGCCUGGCUGGAGCUGUAGAAGGUGUGUUGGUUCCCCGCAGUGAGGCAGGAAGCUCGCAACCCUGGAGACUUCCACGCUUCCUUCCGGAGCUACCCGUGACGCUGGCGUUAUUGCUUAGGACGCUAGAAUAGGGAGUGCUGGAGAAGAAGCAAGAUCUUUUGGUUGGUGGUUUACUUGUUAGACUUGGCUGGGGAAAUCUUGUGAGACCACUGCACAGAGUGAUGAUUGUACAAAGAGUGGUAUUGAAUUCCCGACCUGGAAAAAAUGGUAAUCCAGUGGCAGAGAAUUUCCGAAUGGAAGAAGUCACUUUAUCAGAUAAUAUCAAUGAAGGACAAGUACGAGUUAGAACUCUUUAUCUUUCUGUGGAUCCUUACAUGCGUUGCAGAAUGAAUGAAGACACUGGCACUGAUUAUAUAACACCUUGGCAGCUGUCUCAAGUGGUUGAUGGUGGAGGUAUUGGAAUUAUAGAAGAAAGCAAACACAUAAAUUUAACUAAAGGCGAUUUUGUGACUUCUUUUUAUUGGCCUUGGCAAACCAAGGUUAUUCUGGAUGGAAAUAGCCUUGAAAAGGUAGAUCCACAACUUGUGGAUGGACACCUUUCAUAUUUUCUUGGAGCUAUAGGUAUGCCUGGUUUGACUUCCUUGAUUGGGAUACAGGAAAAAGGUCAUAUAACUGCUGGAUCUAAUCAGACAAUGGUUGUCAGUGGGGCUGCAGGUGCCUGUGGAUCCUUGGCUGGGCAAAUUGGCCAUUUGCUGGGUUGUUCCAGAGUGGUAGGAAUUUGUGGAACACAUGAGAAAUGCCUUCUUUUGACCUCUGAAUUGGGCUUUGAUAAUGCAAUUAAUUAUAAAAAAGGAAAUGUGGCAGAACAACUCCAUGAAUUAUGCCCAGCUGGAGUGGACAUUUAUUUUGACAAUGUUGGCGGUGACAUCAGUGAUAAAGUGAUAAGUCAGAUGAAUCAGAACAGCCACAUCAUCCUAUGUGGUCAGAUUUCUCAGUACAACAAAGAUGUGCCUUAUCCUCCACCAUUGCCCCCUACAAUAGAGGCAGUUCAGAAAGAAAGAAAUAUCACAAGAGAAAGAUUUAUGGUGUUAAAUUAUAAGGACAGAUUUGAGCCUGGCAUUCUACAGCUGAGUCACUGGUUUAAAGAAGGAAAAUUAAAGAUCAAAGAGACUGUGAUCAAAGGAUUGGAAAAUAUGGGCGCUGCAUUCCAGUCCAUGAUGACAGGAGGUAACAUUGGAAAGCAGAUCGUUUGCAUUUCAGAAGAAAUCUCUUUGUAGUCUCUGUGAAUGUCUUCAUCAAGGAAAUCACAGAUUUCUUUCUAUUUUGCAAAAGGAUUUUCCAGAUACAUUUUUUUUUAAAACCUUAGAAUACAGAUAGGUCUUGAAUCACAUCACAUGGUCAUAUGAGUAUUACUUUCUUAGUUGCAUAAUUCUUUCCUAUAUCUUAAAUAUCAUCUAUGUACUGUAAACCAAAAUAUAAUUAUUUGUAAUAAUUGAAAUUAACAAGAUUUUUUUCUUUUUGGCGAAAACUAAUAUUACAUAUUUGUAUUGGACAUUCUGGGACUUGGGUGGUGCCUAUAACUCAGUGAGUAGGGCACUGGCCCCCACAUACCGAGGGUGGCAGGUUUAAACCGGCC
This is a messenger RNA of Otolemur garnettii (small-eared galago), 1648 nucleotides long. It is a transcript of the gene PTGR2, whose product is annotated as prostaglandin reductase 2. The transcript has 10 exons. Bases 234 to 1289 code for a protein of 351 amino acids. Gene Ontology annotation, molecular function: 15-oxoprostaglandin 13-reductase [NAD(P)+] activity. Lineage: Eukaryota; Metazoa; Chordata; Mammalia; Primates; Galagidae. The record is from RefSeq and is a predicted model, not a curated record. Gene Ontology annotation, biological process: prostaglandin metabolic process.